AUGGCGACAAUCACUCAGUCGGUGUCCACAGCAAUCGAGUUGCAGGACCGCAAUCAGGUUGGAGGGAGACUUACCAAACACACUGGCGAUCCAACACCACCGGAAAAUUCAGAUGCGGUAUUACAAGCCUCACUCGCAGCUGAUGCCGAGGUUCCUGAUGGAGGUUACGGCUGGGUCAUCAUUUCUGCAUGCGCAGUAGUUGCCUGGUGGUUCACUGGAACCUCCUAUUGCUGGGGUGUCCUGCAAGCAGCAUUGGUUAAGGAAGGGGUAUCAACUUCUUCUACCCUGGCUUUCAUCGGCUCGCUUGCCCCGGCAUGUAUUUCCUUUUUGGGCGUAAUCAAUGCGAAUGUCAUUCGGAGCGGCUUCACCACCAAGAAUGUGGGUGGCUUGUUUGCGACUGCUGGUGUUCUCUUCGGUCUCGGGCUCAGGUAA
This is a messenger RNA of Aspergillus oryzae RIB40, 432 nucleotides long. RefSeq lists its product as uncharacterized. NCBI's taxonomy places the organism in Eukaryota, Fungi, Ascomycota, Eurotiomycetes, Eurotiales, Aspergillaceae. Bases 1 to 432 code for a protein of 143 amino acids. The transcript is spliced from 2 exons. The record is from RefSeq and is a predicted model, not a curated record.